Molecule: messenger RNA, 823 nt
Organism: Balearica regulorum gibbericeps (East African grey crowned-crane)
Lineage: Eukaryota; Metazoa; Chordata; Aves; Gruiformes; Gruidae
Source: RefSeq, a predicted model, not a curated record
GUCGUGCUGGAGACGGUGCUGCCCGCGCCCGCCGAGGAACCCAAUAGCACCGACAGCGCCAAAGCUCCCAAAGUGAACUGCGAGGAGAGAAACAUCACCGGCAUGGACAGCUUCACGCUGCAGAUCCUGAACGUGUCUCAGGACCUAAUGGAGUUCUUAAACCCAAACAGCAGUGACUGUACGUUAGUCUUGUUCUAUACACCGUGGUGCCGCUUUUCUGCCAGUCUGGCACCUCAUUUUAAUUCUUUACCUCGAGCAUUUCCUACUCUUCGCUUCCUGGCGCUGGAUGCAUCUCAGCACAGCAGUUUAUCAACUAGAUUUGGAACUGUGGCUGUACCCAAUAUCCUCCUUUUCCAAGGUGCUAAACCUAUGGCUAGGUUUAAUCAUACAGACAGAACGCUGGAAACACUGAAAGACUUCAUUUUUAAUCAAACAGGUAUAGAAGCUAAAAGCGACGUGGCUGUGACCAAGGAAGACUGGGAAGGGCCCCUGCCCAGCGUGCUGACAAAAGGCAUAGACUGGCUGCUUCUCUUUUCUUUGCUCUUCCUGGCUAGCUUUGUCAUGUACGCUACUGUUCGAACGGAGAGCAUUCGGUGGCUGAUCCCAGGACAGGAGCAUGAACACCAAGAAUAAUCUGAGGUGCUGAAAUAGGGACAGAAUUUCCUGCUUAUUGGUAAAGCAGGAAUUUGCAUGGACUAGAAGUACGAAAAGAACGGACUGUUGAAUUUGUUGGUUGUAAUUUAUAACCUUGACUGAAAGUCUGCUUUAUUUAUCAACUACUGAAUCUGUAAAAAGAAAAUUUGUGGCAAAUAAUGUGGUAAGU